AUGGAGCUGACCUAUCGGGACCUCGACGCGUCGGCGAAUUGGCUCGCGAGCAUCCUGCUGGAUCGUGGUGUCCAGUGCGGUGACUUGGUUGGUGUGGCACUGGAUCGCUCUAUCGACCUCGUCGUGGCGCUCGUCGCGGUUCUGAAGGCUGGCGCUGCGUACGUACCCAUCGACACCAGCCUUCCCAGGAAACGCAUUCGCCAGAUGAUGGUCGAUGCGUGCCCGAGUCUCGUCAUCGCCAGUCCCAGCAUGCUCGAUGCCAUGUCGGAGUGGAAAGAUAUGUGCCUGUGCAUGAAAGGGAUGCUGUCAAACAACGAGAAUGGUAACCUUGAUCGUAGCGACAAGAGGAGUCCCGCCAGAGUGUACGUACAACCGACGGAUCUCGCCUACGUCAUGUAUACAUCGGGCUCGACCGGCCGCCCUAAGGGAGUAGAGAUGAGUCAUGGAGCCCUGGCUAACAUCCUGCUAUCACUACAGCAUGAGCCGGGAUUUUGCGAGGCAGAUAGGCUCUUGGCCGUCACUACUAUCUCCUUCGAUAUGGCGUUCCUGGAGCUAUUCUUACCGCUCACCUCCGGUGCGACAGUAGUCGUAGCUCAGACUCAUCAAAUACGAGAUCCUCGGGAGCUGGUUGUGUUGAUGAAGCGUCACGCCAUCAACAUAAUGCAGGCUACCCCCGUCGCGUGGCAGAUGUUGCUGGACUCUGGCUGGCGCGGCGAACCACCCCUUACCAAGAUGCUCUCCGCUGGUGAGGCACUAUCAUGUCGCCUCGCAGACCGCCUGCUCGCCUGCGGUAAGAGACUAUGGAACCUAUAUGGAGCAACCGAGACGUCGUAUGCGAGCAGCUGGGAGGUAGAAAGGGUGCGAGAAAGGGAAGGCGUACUCAUCGGCAGAGCCACUGCCAAUGGUCGACUAUACGUACUUGACCAAGACAUGUCGCCAGUGCCUCUCGGCUGCACGGGAGAGCUGUACGUCGGCGGCGCCUGCGUUGCUCGCGGCUAUCGCAACAACCCGGAGCUCACAAGAACCCGCUUCCUCGACAACCCUUUCCACGAGGGUCGUCUCUACCGUACCGGAGACUUGGCCUGUUUCCCCGCGCCCGGCAAACUAAGCGUUCUCGGCCGCAUCGACAGCCAGGUCAAAAUCCGGGGUUUUAGGGUCGAGCCGGGCGAGGUAGAGGCGGCCAUCACGGACCACUGGUACGUUUCCGGUGCCGUUGUGGUGGGCCGUGAUGACCGUCUCGUCGCCUAUUGCGUGAGGGAUGCCAAAGUGCCCGUGGUGGAAGACGCUGCGCGGACCGUGCUUGAUGCUCUGCUGCGCCCUUGGCUGGCUGAGCGCUUGCCGCCAUACAUGGUGCCAGCAUUUUUCGUCGAACUGGACGAGCUACCAGUAACACUGAACGGUAAGAUCGACCGCAACGCUCUCCCGCCUCAGACAGCAGUAGCUGUGAAUAGGGAGGAAGGAGUUGCGGGUGCGCUGGCACCCAAAUGCAGCGAGCUGGAGAAUAGGAUUCUGGCGAUCUGGUCACGGGUUCUUGGCCAUGAAUGCAUCAGCAUCAAGGAUAACUUCUUCGAAGUCGGUGGCGACUCCGUGCGGGUACUAAGGGUCCAGAAAGAGCUGGAGGAGAUGCUUGACCGGCCAGUAUCGCCAGCCAUACUGUUUGAGCACUAUACUGUUAAAGCGCUGGCCGCCUAUCUGGCCACCACGGACAAGAAGCAGUUGGAGUCUGCCAAUGGGCACCACCACAGCACUAACAAUGCCAGCAAUGAGCAUAUUGCCAUAGUCUCAAUGGGAUGCCGGCUCCCUGGAGGCGUCACCACUCCCGAGGAAUUCUGGGAGCUGCUCGAAAGCGCUGGAAACCCAAUCACCUUGGUGCCGAAAGACCGCUGGGACGCAGACGCCCUAUAUGACACCGACCCUGCUGCUCUCGGAAAGUCAUACUGUCGCCGUGGUGGCUUCUUGUCCUCUAUCGACCCCCUUGACACGGCGUUCUUUGGAAUCUCGCCGCGGGAAGCACACGCCAUGGAUCCAGAGCAGCACUUGGUACUAGAGACAUGCUGGGAAGGGUUCGAGCGCGCGGGCUACACCAUGGAACAACUGCGCGGCAGUCACACUGGUGUCUUCAUCGGCACUAGCAGCAUCUCGGCACACCACAGGCUCGACCACACCGCUAUUCAGGACCUGACCCGUCUUGAUGGAUAUGCAGCGACGGGCUCAGCUGGCGGCACCCUAUCCGGUCGGGUUUCCUACGUUCUUGGGCUCGAAGGCCCGACCAUGACAAUAGACACAGCCUGUUCGUCGUCGCUCGUGGCAACGCAUCUAGCUUGUGCGGCGCUGCAACGGGGUGAGUGCGACAUGGCCAUAUCCGGUGCCGCGAGCCUGAUGCUCAGCCCGGCCCUCCACGUCGAGUUCAGCCGGCUUCAGGGCAUGGCACCGGAUGGCCAAUGCAGGGCGUUCGCAGCCAGCGCACAAGGGACAGGUUGGGGCGAGGGGGCUGCCGUCGUGGUCCUGAAGCGACUGUCCGAUGCUCAGCUUGACGGCGACCUGGUUCAUGCCGUUCUGCGCGGUACCGCCGUCAAUCAUUGUGGCCGUGGCGCUGGCCUGACGAUACCGAGCAGUUCUGCCCAACAGCGAGUUAUCCGUACGGCCUUGGAUACUGCGGAGCUACAGCCGAGAGGUAUCGAUUACGUCGAGGCUCACGGCACCGGCACCAAGCUCGGCGAUCCUAUCGAGGCCACGGCCCUGUCCGAGGUCUUUGGCAGCGGCCGUUAUGACGAGGAGCCGUUGUGGAUUGGCUCGGUCAAGUCCAACAUUGGGCACACCCAGGCCGCCGCCGGUCUUGUUGGCUUGUUGAAGGUGAUACUGGCCAUGCGGCAUGAGACUCUACCUCGGACACUCCAUGCAUCGGAGCCGACUCGAGCCGUUGACUGGAAGAAAGCCAACAUGGCGUUGGUGCAGGAGAAGCGUCCGUGGCCCAGGCGGGGUCGGACACGCAGGGCAGGGGUCAGCGCCUUUGGCAUUGGCGGGACGAAUGCACAUGCAAUAGUCGAGGACCCGCCAGGUGGUGCUGUGGAAACAGGAAGGGGCGAUGCAAAACUGAUUGUUUCUCUGCCACUACCGUUCCUCCUCUCGGGCCAAACCGACGUGGCCCUUGGCUUGCAAGCCACAAAACUUCGUCAACACAUCCUCAGCAGCAGCAGCAGCAGGAACACUGACCAGCAUCACUGGCUUGGCGAUAUCGCAUACUCGCUAGCGACCACACGUAGCCACUUCCGACGAAGGCUGGUGUUGAUUGCCCAAGAUGAGGCGGAGCUGCUCGACAAGCUGUCCUCGGCGGCACGCCCGGGCGCUGACCGGUUGCCAGAUGGCGACCGUGUCAAAGAUCCUCGCUUGGCGAUGCUCUUCACUGGCCAGGGAAGCCAGUGGCUGGGGAUGGGUAGGGAUCUAUGCGACGCUUAUCCCACGUUCCGUGAUGCCCUCACCGAGAUAGUGGCCGGGUUUAGGGAGCUCGAGCCGCCGCUUCUCGAUGUCAUGUGGGCGGAGUCCGGCACCGCCGCAGCUGCUCUCUUUCACCGCACUGAUUUUGCCCAACCUGCUCUUUUUGCUCUCGAGGUGGCUCUGUGGCGGCUCUGGCAGGGCUGGGGGGUAAGACCCGAGUUCGUUUACGGUCACAGCGUGGGCGAAAUCGCGGCGGCGCACGUCGCCGGCGUCAUGGACCUGCCCGAUGCCUGCCGGCUCGUUGCGGCCCGUGGACGGCUGAUGCAAGCAAUGCCGGAUGGCGGAAAGAUGGCCUCACUUGAGGCUACUCCCCUUGAGGCUGCCACGGCGAUCGAUGAGCUUGGCCACGGCGGUGAGGCCGAAAUUGCUGGCUACAACACGCCAACACAGACUGUCAUAUCCGGUGAUGCCCACGCCGUGGAGAGCAUAGCAACCCAUCUCUCUCAGCAGGGCCGCAAGGUCAAGAUGCUCCAUGUCAGCCAUGCGUUCCACUCACACCACAUGGACGGUAUGCUUGCGGCCCUCCGCGCAGUGGCGGAGGACAUCCGAUUCAUGCCAGCCGAGGUAGGCGUCAUGAGCAGCCUCACUGGAAGACUGGCGGAACCUGGCCAGCUCCAGCAGGCUGACUAUUGGGUCCGGCAAGCACGAGAAGCUGUCCGCUUCAGCGACGGCGUCCGAGCGCUGGCUUGCGAAGGAGUGGACGUCUUCCUCGAGUUGGGACCUCAGCCGGUGCUCUGCAGCAUGGGAGCAAUGUGUAUCUUGGAAGAAUGUACGACAGAUGCUCCGAUCUGGUUGCCGUCUCUGGCUCCGGGCAGGAAAGUCGGCUCCGUUGUGCAGCGCAGCCUCGCCGAUUUGCACGUACGUGGCCUACCUGUCGACUGGCCUGCCUAUUUCAAGCCGCUUGGCUGCCGACGCGUUGAAUUGCCAACAUACGCCUUCCAACGAGACGGUCUCCCUCGGCUCAACCCACGGCCAGCCGCGUGGCAGACACAGACCGGCAGCGCUAUAGCAGAUUGCGACGGCACCAAUGGGUACCAUACAACUGACCGCUGCCAGUUUGAACUUGAGUGGCAGCCAGUCGACACGGAAACGUGCGACAAGGCCCCAUGUGGCGGGACCUGGGGUCUGGCGCUCCCGGCCGGGGGCGUUGCUUGGGCGGGACGAGUGACGGCGGCUCUAUCACGGCUCGGCACCCAACUAGUUCAAGUCGAGGAUAUCGAAGACGCCCAAGGACUAGAUGGCCUCCUGUGUCUGUGGGACUCCAGCGGAGAGGAAGUUGUACGCCAGGCACACGACCUCGCUGAAAAGGGCCUUGAGCAGCUACAGAGAGUAGCAGAGACUCGAAAAUCCACGCCUCUGCCGCUUGUGUGGGUCACAUGCGGUGCCGUCGGAGCCGGCGCCGGAGUCGAUGGCGGGGUUACCGGCCUCGGAGCGGCGCCGUUGUGGGGCCUCAUCCGUGCCGCCAGGAGUGAGCACCCAGAACUGCAUCUGCGUCUUGUUGACAUGGGCGAAGAAGCGGGAGCGGCCGCGCUCGCAACGGCCCUGACGCGGAGCUCGGAGCUGGAGUGCGCUGUGCGCCUGGAUCGGGUACUUGUGCCGCGACUGCGGCGUAUCACCAGCCCCACGCCGACGCCCCCGGCCAAGGCGCGACUCCUCCGACCGGACGGCGUUGUUCUCAUUACGGGGGGCCUUGGAGAUCUCGGAGCACGUGUGGCACGGUGGUUGGCAGAAGUUCACGGCGUCCGCGAUCUGGUGCUGACCUCGCGCCGAGGCAAAGAUUCACCCGGCGCGAAGGCGUUGGUUGCCGAACUCGCUGGGCUAGGCGCGAGGGCUGUGGUCCUGGCCAGUAACGUGGCUGACCGAGACAGUGUCAGAUCAGUUAUGGCAACCUUGGACGACAUGAAUAGGCCACUGCGUGGCGUGGUGCACGCGGCCGGCGUGGUGGACUCAGGUGUCCUCUCCACGUUGACACCGGAGCAGUUCGCCACGACCUUUGCACCCAAGAUCAGCGGCGCCUGGCAUCUUCAUGAGCUAACUAGAAAGAUGGACAUGGACCUAUUCAUGAUGUUCUCCUCCGUCUCCGGUGUCGUUGGCAUGCCCGGCCUCGCCAACUACGCUGCAGCCAACACGUUUCUUGAUGCGCUGGCGAGCAUGCGCCGUGCCCAGCACUUGCCGGCCUCUUCGGUGGCCUACGGCACUUGGCAGGGUGAGGGCAUGAUUACCACUCUUGCUGGAAAUACUCGCACUCACCUCGCCCGUUUCGGUCUCCGUCCUCUCGCGCCUGAUGUGGGACUGGAGCUGCUAGAUCAAGCCGUACGCAGCGGUCGUGCGCUUACCGUGGCUGCCGCACUUGAUUUCGAACAGCUCCGCGGCUACUACGAGGAUUGCGGCAGCAUACCGCCGCUGCUUUCCCUGGUGUUAGGGCGACGCAGUACGCGGGCUCAUCAACAUCACGACCUUCGCGAAGCGCUGAAGAACGCCAACCCUGAGCAACACGCAAGCAUUGUUCUGUCCAUGGUCCGAGAAACGGUAGCCAAGAUGCUGGGGUUUGCGCGGCCCGAGGAUGUUGAUGUUAGCCAGCCAUUACAGAACAUCGGAAUCGACUCGUUAACAGCGGUUCUAAUUCGCAACCACCUGGCGGCUCUGACGGGCAUGACGCUGUCCGCUAACAUCGCCUUGCUGCACCCUAAUUUGAAGGCUCUGAGCCAGGCCCUGCUAUCUCAAAUGAAGGGUUUCUUGGCCGAGACAGCGCUCGAGGCAUCGGCAUCGGGAGGUGCAACCCCUGAUACUAUGAUGGUCAACUCUCUUCGCCCCGACAUGACAGCGGUCCGUCAGGGAUACCUAGACCCAAGCUUAACAUUCAACAAUACAGCCCCUGGCUCCACGCCAUGCAACGACAAGCCCGGGGCUGUCUUCGUCACGGGAGGCACAGGAUUUGUUGGCGCCUUCAUCGUGCACGAGCUGCUAAAACAGAGAAUUGCUGUGUACUGCCUCGUCCGAGGGGAGUGCGAGGGCCAGGCACGGCGGCGAUUGGUGGACACGCUCGACCUAUACGGUCUAUGGAGGCCCGACUACGCCUCGCUGCUUCAUGCCGUACUUGGAGACCUAGCCCAGCCCCUGUUCGGCCUGGCCGCAGAUGGGUUUGAGGAUUUGGCCGAUCGAGUCGAUUCCAUCUGCCACUCGGGCGCCCUCGUGGACUGGAUGCGCCCACUAGAAGAUUACAUUGGCCCCAAUGUUGUCAGUACUCAUGAGGUCCUGCGGCUCGCGUCCCAUGGCCGCAGCAAGGCCGUUCACCUCAUAUCCACCGUCUCUAGCCUUCCCAAGUAUGCAGGCUAUCAACUCACCGAGGAAGACCGGGAAUACGGCUACGGUACCUCUAAAUAUAUGGCGGAGCGUAUGCUGGCGGCAGCUCGUUGGCGCGGCGCUAGGGCGUCGAUCUACCGCUUGCCCUUCGUCACCUCAUCGGCAGCCACCGGCCACUUCCGGCGCGAUCGCGGCGAUUUCUUGCACAACUUGAUUGCUGGCAGCUUAGAGUUGGGCGCCUUCCCGCACUUAGACGGCGAUCUAUCCGCCGUGCUACCUGUUGACUACCUGAGCAAGACGGUUGUUACCGUGAUGACCAAGGAUCUAAAAUGGAUCGGCAAAGAUUUCGACUUUCUCAAUAGGCAUGCGCCGAGCUUCGACGCCUUCUUUACGCUACUGGGCCAGGCCAACGGCACCAAGAUAUUGCGCUUUAGCACGUGGAAGCAGUUGGCAUCAGACUACGCUGCCGCGCAUCCGACGAGUUCAAUAGCUCGUAUUACCGCUGCAUUUGACGGGUAUACUGACGAAACCGCUGCCACUAUGAUCCAGGCCUUGCCCAUCGGAGAGCACGUCUUCGGUGGGGACAACUAUCCUGUGCCUUCGGUUGACGAGCAGUCCGUCCGGAGGUAUCUGAAACGCAUUGAUGGUGUUCAGGCGAGAUGAUCGAUCGAGCUAGCAGGUAAAUCUACUGUCGUCGGCAACGUGGAGUUUGGAAAGUCUUCAAAUACUGCCAGCCCCGUUGCUCCUCAUGUUGAAUGCUCGAGGGGCCAGAGUGGCACUGUCAGGGAAGAUGCAAGUCGGGUUGAAGGAAACACUCGGUGUAGUCCGUGCCCAGAAUAUGCGAAGCGACACGUUUCUAUGAGGACAUGUCUAAAAGUAGUAGAGCUCCGUCGAAAACCUUGAUCCAAGAAUAACAGACAAAGCAGCAGCA
Molecule: messenger RNA, 7729 nt
Organism: Purpureocillium takamizusanense
Lineage: Eukaryota; Fungi; Ascomycota; Sordariomycetes; Hypocreales; Ophiocordycipitaceae
Product: putative PKS/NRPS-like protein biosynthetic cluster
Exons: 1
Coding region: 1-7461 (2486 amino acids)
Biological process (GO): fatty acid biosynthetic process
Molecular function (GO): phosphopantetheine binding; fatty acid synthase activity
Source: RefSeq, a predicted model, not a curated record